GUCAGUACUGUACAAAGAUUAGAGCGACAGAUUGGAUUGAAAUGAAGAGAAGCACAGUGAAGAAACCUCAGGCUCGACGCAAAGAUCCUGACUCUGUGACUGUUUACAGUGCCGACAGUGGAGUCACAUUUUGAAAAGAGUGAAACUAUGUCUGCAGAGACGGGUGUUGGUGGUGUUCCUCAGCUCUCAUCAGUGUGGCUCUUCACUAAAUUAAUCUACCUCCUCUCAAUGACUUUGAAAAUUUAAAUAAGGUGACAACUGAGCUGUUCUGCAAAGUCUGGCACCCAGGAGGAGGAGCACUGAUGCUAAUGCAGCGAUGCUAUUUAUAACUGUUACAGAGUUAGGGGCGGGGUUGUGCUGAGUGAUGGCUCCAGUGCAUCAUGACCCACUGUUUCAGACCCGCCCACAAAAUCCUGAGAAUGAAACUGAUGGGAAACUGUGAAACGGUCUGUAGUGAUGGAGUGUACAGAGUUCGCAGACUCUACACAUGUUUUAAGGAGCUAUUUUCAAACAACGACUCAUUGAGCCAUAUAGGAACUUUUAUGGGAAUGACCAGAAUUACUCUUUAAUUAUUUUGUUAUGUUUGUUAUGUUAUAGUGUUAAUAGAGUUUCAGAGAGAGAGAUUCAGAGAUUCAGAGUUUUUAAGGAUUAGUAUAUUGUGUAUUGUUGAUAACCACAAAUUAUAGCUUAUGUGUUUGGUCUGGUCAUUGUUUUUUUUUAUAUCUGUUAAUUUGAAUGUUCCCUAAUUGUUUUUGCAAGUUACAACAAUAAAAUCAUGCAUUCAAAGGACAGAGAAUAGUUCUCUUCUCAUUUGUAAGUAUGUUUCUGUUUGUGUGUGUUUGUGUGUGUAACCUCUGCAGACGUUCAUCCAUGUAUCACACAUGCUAAACUGAUGCAAAGAACCUCGGUAAUGAGUUUUGUGAUUGAACACAUUUUCCUGUUGUCAGAGGGUGUAAUGGGGGAAGAAUAAAAUUUGCCUGCUGUAAUUGGCUGUGAAAGUAUCAGAAAAUCUGCAUCAGGUUUGUAAAUAACCCCACAGCCCCUCCCCCACCUGUUCUCACACACAACUUUUAAUAUAUGUUCAGACUAGGUCCCAGUGAAUGGCAGUCAGUGAGUUCGGAGACAAAGGAGAAAGAGAGGUGAGUUUCUUUAAUAGUUUUAAGGCAUUUUUAGUCAUUUAUGUUCAUUUGUGUCAUUUUUUAUCUACAAGAGGAAAGCACCAUCACAACUAUUAGAUGUGAUGUGUAUAUGAUAUUUUAUUUUGAAAAAUCCUCAAGAGUGAUUUAAUAUCUUGUCAUUGAUCAAUCCACCAGGAAGUGCAUCCUCAUAAAAUACUUGAUGCUGAUGCUGAAAACUUGACUGUGCAGGAGGUGAAUCUGUUGAAAGCUGCUGAGAUGAAAUGGUUUUAACACUGUCUCUCGGUCUCCUCUCUCUCUGCUCGUCUUCCUCGUCUGUCUGUGCCUCCUCAGACCUCAGGGUGGGUAAAUAUGUCAGUCAACCUCUCCUCUUUCGUUGAUCCUCACCUCUCCUCCUCAAACAUUUCCCUUCAUUCUGUCUUUGAAAGAUGUGCAAAGUCCAGAGCAGGCAACAUGAUCAUCACAGCCUUCUCCAUCACCAACGUCCUCCUCACCCUCCCUCUCUCCGUUGUCGUCCUCUACCUUGGAUUUCGACAGUGGAGACCACGGUGCUUCGCUUCCACUGGACCGAGGACGAGCCGUGCCGACCUCUUCACCUACAACAUGGUUGCCAUGAUGCUGAUUGAAGUCUUGGCAUCUUGUCUUUACUGUGUCGGUACAUACACUAACGUUUCAGUGAUAAUGAGCGUGGGGUAUAACACAUUCUGCAUCUGCUCAUCCAAGAAGAUACUGUUGGAAAUGUUGACCUGUGUGGAGCGCUACCUGGCUGUCGUUCAUCCAGUCACCUACCGGGGUCUGAAGAAUCAGACUGGGAUCAGGAUCAGAAAUCUCAGCACUGGGUGUGUGUGGCUGCUGUUCUUCUUAUGGUUCGGUUUAGUCCCUGUAACCAGUGAGAGCUUAAACAUGAUCGUGUCUUUCUGCUCCUUAGCCUUGGUCUUCAUUGUCAUCAGUUUUUGCAGCGUGUCUGUUCUCUGCACUCUCAGGCGCCCGGGUCCCGGGGACGAGGGUAGGAACAGGGAACGGGUAGACCACUUGAAGAGGAGGGCUUUCCACACCAUUCUGACCAUACUGGGUGGUCAGUUGUUGGCUUUAGGAGGGGUGAUGGUUUGUUUUGGUCUGUUCUUUUCAUUGCAGCUGAGACACAGCGAUGCCUGUGUGAUGAUUAUGUCUGCAGUCUGGUUCUCUCUGCCCAGCAGUCUGUUGUUACCUCUGCUGUAUCUGCACCGGGAAGGAAAACUGCCAUGUUGCACCAGCACUGAAUCAGACUGAGGACUGGACUUUAUGUGAGAAUAUCAUGAAUGUAAAUUCUGAUAACAUAAUCUGCACACAUGUUCCAUUGAUAACUGGUUACUAUAUUAUUCCCAGGAUGUGUUAGAUGAUCUUUGGUGUUGCUAGCUGUGACUGAAUGUGUUUUCGCAAGUAGGAAUAUUUCACAGUUUAAACACAUUUUGAUUUUACUUUUUGCUUGUUAAAGUUCAAUAUCACUGAUCAAGUAUAUUUACCCCAAUAAUAUAAUCCAAACAUAGCUGACUGGAUGUAGUCUGUGGGCUCAGAUGCAGUAGUGUGGCUGUAUUGAGCAGAAUUCUAUCAUUUGUGCAUGUGAUAGAGGAAUGACUAGUGAAGGGGAGAAAUCCAGUUUUCAUUAAAUAUGGUUGUUUUAACCAAGAUUAUGCUGCAAGAUGUUUGUUCCCUGUUUUUAGGUCGACCUGGAAUUUUUCAAAUUUCCUCUUUAUUCCUGUUUAUUCCUGUUGCCAGAAUUUUGAGUAGCUGUGCCAGGUGCUAAAGGUUUAGGUAGACGCAGAAGUCAACUAUGCAGGAACAUACGACUGACUGACUGUAAAAUGCCAGUUGGCAGGGGAUGUGACCAUGUCUGGGCAGCAGGGUGCGCUGUGGGUCAGUUAGAGCAAAUCAGUGAAUUUGAGUUCAGUGUGCACAGAUAAAACCAUUUUUAUUGCAUAAUUAUUUUGCAAUGUAUAAUGAAUUCACCUUAACAUGUUUAAAUAUCCUUUUUUCUUUGGAUACUAAGAAUGAUGCCACUGGUUUGAGGUCCAUUGAUGGUGUCCUGCAGACUGUGUUGGAUGUCUUGGUUGUUUAAUAUUCAAUACUGUGCAUUUAGAGAGUACACUGCACAAUGUCUGAACUGUAAAACCAAUUAGUAUGAACUAGACUGCUUAAGCUUUGUUAAAAGUUGACCUAACUAUAAUAGACAGAUAGUCUGAUUUGUCAUUGCUGACUGACCUCUCAGGUGGUAUACAGGAUUGAAUAGCUGGUUAUCAGGAGCACACAGAGGGUGACAGGCUGUGUUGUAAGAUGACUCGGGUCCAUCUGUUGUUAACAUGCUGAAGUAAGAGAUGACAUCGCAUGCAUGAUUGAUCCUCAUCAUAAUUAUUUACGAGAAAUGUUCCACUUUCCAAAUGGAAACCAGCCCCAGGUUCAUGGAUGUGGCCACAUGAGGAAAUAAUGCAAAACAGAAGUCAUGUUGAGUUUCCCAAAGGCACGUAGGACACAUACAGCAGCUACUGGCAAUGCAAAUACCACAAUAAAUCAACAUCACAGUGUGUAUAAUGAAUGCAUGAUUUGUUAUGAGUGUUGUCUGAAAGCUCAUUUAUGGUGAACCCACACAGGUGACUGAUAUUAAAGUUAAAGGGUGAGCUUCCUGUUUUCCAUUUGAUACGAGGUGUCAUUUCUCACUGUGCA
This is a messenger RNA of Lates calcarifer (barramundi perch), 3833 nucleotides long. RefSeq lists its product as uncharacterized. The transcript has 2 exons. Gene Ontology annotation, cellular component: external side of plasma membrane. The coding region runs from base 1488 to 2405 and encodes 305 amino acids. NCBI's taxonomy places the organism in Eukaryota, Metazoa, Chordata, Actinopteri, Centropomidae. The record is from RefSeq and is a predicted model, not a curated record. Gene Ontology annotation, biological process: immune response; T cell costimulation; negative regulation of T cell proliferation.